AUGGAUCAGAAAAAUAGAACUUCUUUCACUGGAUUUAUCCUAUUGGGUUUCUCUGACAGACCUCAGUUGGAGCUAGUCCUCUUUGUGGUUCUUUUGAUUUUCUACAUCUUCACUUUACUGGGGAACACAGCCAUUAUUGUAUUGUCCCAACUGGACCCACACCUUCACACCCCUAUGUAUUUUUUCCUCUCUAACCUCAGUUUUUUGGACCUGUGUUACACUACCAGUAUUGUUCCUCAGCUCCUGGUAAACCUCAGGGGCGUAGACAAAUCUAUCUCCUAUGGUGGUUGUGUAGUUCAGUUGUACAUAUCUCUGGGCUUGGGGUCUACAGAAUGCAUUCUCCUAGGAGCUAUGGCAUUUGACCGCUAUGCAGCUGUUAGCAGGACCCUCCAUUACACAGUAAUCAUGCACCCUCGUCUUUGUGUGCUGAUGGCUUCUGUAUCAUGGCUCAUUGGUUUUGCCAACUCCUUAUUGCAGACACUGCUCAUCUUCUUUUUACCACUUUGUGGAAGAAAUAAAUUAGACCACUUCUUUUGUGAGGUCCCUCCAUUGCUCAAGCUUGCCUGUGUGGACACUGCUAUGAAUGAAUCUGAGAUCUUCUUUGUCAGUGUCAUCAUUCUUUUUGCUCCUGUUGCAUUAAUCUUGUUCUCUUAUGGUCGAAUUGUCAGGGUAGUCUUGAGAAUAAAGUCAGUAGCAGGACAGAGAAAAGCAUUUGGGACAUGUGGCUCCCACCUCACAGUGGUCUCCCUUUUCUAUGGCACAGCCAUCUAUGCUUAUCUUCAGCCCAGCAGCAACUCUCAGAACCAGGACAAGUUCAUCUCUCUCUUCUACACCAUCGUGACACCCAUGAUCAACCCCCUCAUAUAUACACUGAGGAAUAAGGAUGUGAAGGGAGCACUUAAGAAGAUGCUCUGGAAGGACUAUGACUUCAGAUGA
This is a messenger RNA of Carlito syrichta (Philippine tarsier), 936 nucleotides long. Its product is annotated as putative olfactory receptor 2B8. Bases 1 to 936 code for a protein of 311 amino acids. The transcript has a single exon. Gene Ontology annotation, biological process: G protein-coupled receptor signaling pathway. Gene Ontology annotation, molecular function: olfactory receptor activity; G protein-coupled receptor activity. Lineage: Eukaryota; Metazoa; Chordata; Mammalia; Primates; Tarsiidae. The record is from RefSeq and is a predicted model, not a curated record. Gene Ontology annotation, cellular component: membrane.